AUGUGCCUCAAGGGAUACUCUUUCACUCAGGGACAUCUGGGUUGGCUCGCCUGGGAACGCCCACCAUGCGCUGUUCCAGCCAGGACGUCCAUGUGGCGCGAAGGCCACUCCAACUGGUUAGUAGUCAGCUUGGACUGGGACCUUCAAGUCCGCAAGAUUGCAGAAGCAGAGGCCGAUGAGAGCCCCGAGGGUCGAUGCGAUGACGAUGACGCUGGCGCGGUCGGGGAGUUCUCUCAAGUGAGACAUGUUCCAGAGCACGACAGCCAGCAGCGCGCCGCCUUCCGGAUGGCCGCCGACCAGGGCCCCAGCAAGAGCAGCAGACGCGGCGCAAGCCACAGUUCCAGCAACUGA
Molecule: messenger RNA, 351 nt
Organism: Symbiodinium natans
Lineage: Eukaryota; Dinophyceae; Suessiales; Symbiodiniaceae
Source: the annotation of a GenBank genome assembly